This is a messenger RNA of Populus trichocarpa (black cottonwood), 6690 nucleotides long. Its product is annotated as callose synthase 2. Bases 487 to 6336 code for a protein of 1949 amino acids. NCBI's taxonomy places the organism in Eukaryota, Viridiplantae, Streptophyta, Magnoliopsida, Malpighiales, Salicaceae. Gene Ontology annotation, molecular function: 1,3-beta-D-glucan synthase activity. The transcript has 43 exons. Gene Ontology annotation, cellular component: plasma membrane; 1,3-beta-D-glucan synthase complex. The record is from RefSeq and is a predicted model, not a curated record. Gene Ontology annotation, biological process: (1->3)-beta-D-glucan biosynthetic process.
GAGAGAAGAUAGCUACAGAAAUGGCGGGGUGGCAUUUUCUUAUUGGAAAAAGAAAGUAGAAAAAAAGUGCCUGUACAGACUAAAGUCACUCGACUUGUUGCAGUUGCUUUCUUUCUUCUUCUCUUCUUCCCUUAUCCCUCCCACGUUCGUAGUUUCCAACUCUCUGUCAUAACUUAAUAUUUUGCUGCAGUUUCUAUCCUUCCUUUUCUUUUUCUUGCUGGACUGUUCUGUGCAGAUACAUAUACGUGUUUGUAAAGCAAUCAGUUUAAGAAAAUGAAGUCCUGGGGUUGAUGAUCAUGCAGAAUUCUUGAAGUGUUUUUUUGGUUCUUUAUGUGGGUUGGAUUUCUUGGAAAAGUCAAGAAGGUAAAAGAGAGUGAGAUCUUUGGCUUGAUGAUCAUCAAGUAGACUUGCUGAGGUUCUCGGUUCUUUCUGUUAAUAAAGUGGUAAGCAAAGACAUUUUAAGUUGAUCUUUACUACGCAUCAGAGAUGUCAAAUAGAAGGGGGUCUGAUCAGCAACCACCGCAGAAGCGGAUUCUGCGGACUCAGACUGCUGGUAAUCUAGGAGAGUCCAUGUUGGAUAGUGAGGUGGUGCCUUCUUCUCUGGUUGAGAUUGCUCCAAUUCUCCGUGUUGCUAAUCAAGUUGAGGGAAGCAACCCUAGAGUUGCUUAUCUCUGUCGGUUCUAUGCCUUUGAGAAAGCUCACAGACUAGAUCCCACAUCUAGUGGGCGUGGUGUUCGGCAGUUUAAAACUGCACUUCUACAACGUUUGGAAAGGGAAAAUGACACCACCAUGCAAGGAAAAACGAUAAGUGAUGCUCGAGAAAUGCAGAGAUUUUAUCUAGAUUACUAUCAGAAGUAUAUACAAGCCUUACGAGAUGCCGCUGAUAAAGCUGAUCGUGCCCAACUUACAAAAGCUUAUCAAACUGCUGCUGUCCUAUUUGAGGUUUUGAGGGCUGUCAACACGACAGAGGCUGUGAAAGUAGAUGAUGAGGUUUUGGAAGCUCAGACUGAAGUUGAAGAAAAGAACCGAAUUUAUGUACCCUAUAAUAUUCUUCCUCUUGAUCCUGAAAGUGAACAUCAAGUUAUCAUGAGAUAUCCUGAGAUUAAAGCUACUGUUAUUGCACUUCGAAACACCAGGGGUCUUCCAUGGCCAAAGGGGCACAAGAAGAGAGUAAAUGAAGACAUUUUAGAUUGGCUUCAGGCUAUGUUUGGCUUUCAGAAAGAUAAUGUGGAAAAUCAAAGGGAGCACUUGAUUCUGUUGCUUGCGAAUGUGCAUAUACGGCAAUUUCCAAAGCCUGAUCAGCAACCCAAGUUGGAUGACAUGGCCGUGACAGAUAUUAUGAAGAAACUGUUUAAGAACUACAAAAAAUGGUGCAAGUAUUUAGGACGCAAAAGUAGCCUUUGGCUGCCGACUAUUCAACAAGAAGUGCUACAGAGAAAACUACUCUAUAUGGGUCUGUAUCUUCUUAUAUGGGGAGAAGCAGCAAACUUGAGAUUCAUGCCAGAAUGCCUUUGCUAUAUAUAUCAUCAUAUGGCAUUUGAACUGUAUGGAAUGUUGGCUGGGAGUGUCAGUCCAAUGACGGGUGAGCAUAUAAAGCCAGCCUAUGGUGGUGAAAAUGAGGCUUUUCUAAGGAAAGUAGUAAAACCUAUAUAUGACACGAUAGCAAGGGAAGCAAAAAUGAGCAAAGAUGGAAGUUCAAAGCAUUCUCAAUGGAGAAACUAUGAUGAUUUGAAUGAAUACUUUUGGUCAGCUGAUUGUUUCCGAUUAGGAUGGCCUAUGCGUGCUGAUGCUGAUUUUUUUUGCCCCUCUGCAUUGGGGCUUCGAGCUGAAAAAGAUGAGGUUAAGAAACCAGUUACAGGGGAUCGAUGGAUUGGAAAAGUUAAUUUUGUUGAAAUAAGAUCAUUUUGGCAUAUUUUCAGAAGUUUUGAUAGAAUGUGGAGCUUCUUUAUUCUGUGUUUACAGGCGAUGAUCAUCAUUGCUUGGAAUGGAUCAGGAAAGUUGAGUUCUAUAUUUGAGGGUGACGUUUUCAAGAAAGUUUUGAGCAUCUUCAUCACUUCUACGAUACUAAAUUUUGGACAAGCUGUCAUUGAUAUCAUUCUGAUGUGGAAGGCAAGGAAGACUAUGCCAUUUUACGUGAAAAUAAGAUAUGUUUUAAAGGUUCUUUCAGCUGCAGCAUGGGUCAUAAUUCUACCGGUAACUUAUGCGUAUAGUUGGAAAAAUCCUCCUGGACUUGGACAGACCAUUAAGAAAUGGUUUGGCAGUAGUCCAAGUUCGCCUUCUUUGUUCAUCAUGGCUAUCCUAAUUUACUUGUCUCCAAAUAUCCUCUCUGUGUUAUUGUUUGUGUUCCCAUUAAUUCGGAGGGUUCUUGAACGUUCAAACAAUAAGAUUGUGUUGUUCCUGAUGUGGUGGUCACAGCCUCGGCUUUAUGUUGGAAGGGGAAUGCAUGAGAGUUCUGUUUCACUGAUCAAGUACACCAUGUUUUGGGUUCUCCUACUAGUGUCAAAAUUAGCAUUCAGUUUUUUCGUAGAGAUUAAGCCACUUGUUGGUCCAACAAAAGCUGUCAUGAAGGCUCGCAUACAUGACUACCAGUGGCAUGAGUUUUUUCCUCAAGCCAAGAGUAAUAUUGGUGUCGUGAUUUCUUUGUGGGCUCCUGUUGUUCUUGUCUAUUUUAUGGAUACUCAGAUUUGGUAUGCCAUCUACUCAACUAUAUUUGGAGGCAUAUAUGGCGCGUUUCGCCGUCUUGGAGAGAUUCGUACAUUAGGAAUGUUGAGGUCUCGAUUCGAAUCAUUACCAGGUGCCUUUAAUGCCUGCUUGAUUCCUCCUGAAAAGGUUGAGACUAUCAAGAAGAGAGGACUGAAUGCUAUUUUCUCUCGUAGAAAUACUGGGAUUACCGAAUCCAACAAAGAGAAGGAGGAAGCAAGGUUUGCACAAAUGUGGAAUAAAAUAAUCACUAGCUUCUGGGAGGAGGAUUUGAUAGAUAAUAGGGAAAUGAAUUUGAUGCUUGUUCCCUAUUGGGCUGAUCGUGACCUAGACCUCAUUCAAUGGCCUCCAUUUUUGCUUGCUAGCAAGAUCCCAAUAGCAUUGGAUAUGGCAAAAGACAGCAAUCGAAAUGACCGUGAACUGAAAAAUAGGUUGGCUUCAGACAAUUAUAUGCACUGUGCAGUUCGUGAGUGCUAUGCUUCUUUUAAAAGUAUCAUCAAUUUUUUGGUUCAAGGAGAUGGGGAAAAACAGGUUAUAGAAGAUAUCUUCGCCAGAGUUGAUGAAUAUAUAGAAAAGGACACCCUGAUACAAGAAUUAAAUAUGAGUGCCCUACCAAUUCUCAAUGAACAAUUUGUGAAGCUAAUUGACUUUUUGAUAAUCAAUAACAAAGAAGACAAGAAUCGUGUUGUCAUCCUCUUGCUUGACAUGCUAGAGGUCGUGACCAGGGACAUACUGGAGGAUGAUAUUCCUAGUUUGAUGGAUUCAAACCAUGGUGGAUCUUAUGGAAAUGAUGAGGGAAUGACACCAAUUGAUCAGCAACAUACGUUUCUCGGCAAACUCGGGUUUCCAGUUCCAGAGACAGAAGAUUGGAAAGAAAGAAUCAGAAGGCUUCAUCUAUUGCUUACUGUGAAGGAGUCUGCUAUGGAUGUUCCAUCUAACUUGGAAGCUAGAAGGCGCAUUUCUUUCUUCUCCAAUUCAUUGUUCAUGGAAAUGCCUAGUGCACCUAAAGUUCGAAAUAUGCUUUCGUUCACUGUCCUAACUCCUUAUUACCGCGAAGAGGUUAAUUACUCUAUAAAUCUUCUGGAAAAGCAAAAUGAUGAUGGUGUUUCUAUCCUUUUUUACUUGCAAAAGAUCUUUCCAGAUGAAUGGAAAAACUUCCUCGAGCGGGUCGGAUGUAACAGCGAGGAAGAACUCCGUGCAAAUGAUGUAUUGGAGGAAGAACUCCGUUUGUGGGCAUCAUAUAGAAGCCAAACAUUAACAAAAACAGUACGAGGAAUGAUGUAUUACCGAAAAGCUUUGGAACUUCAAGCAUUCCUUGAUAUGGCAAAUGAUGAAGAACUAAUGAGGGGCUACAAGGCUGCUGAAUUAAAUAGUGAGGGACCAUCCAAGAGUGAUAACUCAACUUGGCAACAAUGUCAAGCAAUAGCUGACUUGAAAUUUACAUAUGUCGUGUCAUGCCAAGAAUAUGGCAAGCACAAACGUGCAGGUCAUCCUCUUGCCAAAGACAUUUUGAGGCUCAUGACAACAUAUCCAUCACUUCGCGUGGCUUAUAUUGACGAAGUUGAAGAAACUGGAAAAGAUAAAUCCAAAAAGAUGGUUGAGAAGGUUUAUUAUUCAACUCUCGUGAAAGUUGCUCCUCCAACCAAACCUAUUGAUUCUUCCGAGCCAAUUCAAAAUCUAGACCAGGUAAUUUAUCGGAUAAAACUUCCAGGGCCAGCAAUGUUAGGUGAGGGAAAGCCAGAAAAUCAGAACCAUGCCAUUAUUUUCACUCGCGGGGAAGCCUUGCAAACAAUAGACAUGAACCAGGAUAACUACAUGGAAGAAGCCUUCAAAGUGAGGAACUUGCUUCAAGAAUUUCUUAAAAAGCAUGACGGUGUGAGAUAUCCGACAAUUCUUGGGCUUAGGGAGCACAUAUUCACUGGCAGUGUUUCAUCUCUAGCAUGGUUUAUGUCAAAUCAGGAGACUAGUUUUGUGACUAUUGGUCAGAGAUUGUUGGCUAGCCCUUUGAAAGUACGGUUCCAUUAUGGUCACCCGGAUGUUUUUGAUAGACUAUUUCACUUGACGAGAGGGGGUGUCAGCAAAGCUUCUAAAGUCAUCAAUUUAAGCGAGGACAUAUUUGCAGGUUUCAAUUCUACAUUACGUGAAGGCAAUGUUACUCAUCAUGAAUAUAUCCAAGUUGGUAAAGGGAGGGAUGUGGGCCUUAACCAGAUAUCUAUGUUCGAGGCAAAGAUAGCCAAUGGGAAUGGUGAGCAGACAUUGAGUCGCGACAUAUAUAGGCUUGGACAUCGAUUUGAUUUUUUCCGAAUGUUGUCAUGCUACUUCACCACAAUUGGUUUCUAUUUUAGUACUAUGUUAACUGUACUCACUGUCUAUGUGUUUCUAUAUGGCCGCCUAUAUCUCGUUCUCAGUGGACUCGAAAAAGGCUUAAGUACUCAGCGAGCUAUUAGAGACAACAAGGCUCUUCAAGUAGCUCUUGCUUCUCAGUCUUUUGUGCAAAUUGGAUUUUUGAUGGCUUUGCCUAUGAUGAUGGAAAUUGGUCUGGAGAAAGGAUUUCGUAAUGCAUUAAGUGAUUUCAUAUUGAUGCAGUUACAAUUGGCCCCUGUAUUUUUCACAUUUUCUCUUGGAACAAAGACUCACUAUUAUGGAAGGACAUUGCUGCAUGGAGGUUCAGCAUACAGAGCUACUGGCCGUGGCUUCGUAGUGUUCCAUGCUAAGUUUGCUGAUAACUACAGGUUGUAUUCUCGCAGCCAUUUCGUCAAAGGGAUUGAAUUGAUGAUUCUGCUUCUUGUAUUCCAUAUAUUUGGGCGUUCAUACAGAGGUGUAGUUGCAUAUGUUUUAAUCACUAUAUCAAUGUGGUUCAUGGUGGGGACAUGGCUUUUUGCUCCUUUCCUUUUCAAUCCAUCAGGGUUUGAGUGGCAAAAGAUUCUUGAUGACUAUACAGAUUGGAAUAAGUGGAUAAAUAACCGUGGAGGGAUUGGUGUUCAUCCAGAUAAAAGUUGGGAAUCCUGGUGGGAAAAGGAGCAGGAGCAUCUCCGCUUUUCUGGGAAGCGAGGCAUCAUUGUGGAGAUACUGUUGUCACUGCGCUUUUUCAUCUUUCAGUAUGGCCUUGUGUACCAUCUCAGUAUUGUUGACAAGACCAAAAGUUUUCUGGUUUAUGGUGUUUCAUGGAUUGUGAUCAUUCUAGUAUUGUUUUUAAUGAAGGCUGUAGCUGUAGGAAGAAGACAGCUCAGUGCAAACUUCCAACUCUUGUUUCGGCUCAUUAAGGGUCUCAUAUUCAUAACUUUUAUUUCCGUAUUCAUCACCUUGAUAGCACUCCCUCACAUGACAAUACGGGAUGUUAUAGUCUGCAUUCUUGCAUUCUUGCCUUCUGGAUGGGGACUGCUGCUGAUUGCACAGGCCUGCAAGCCACUUAUACAGCACGCUGGCUUUUGGGGAUCGGUCCGGACACUUGCUCGUGGUUAUGAAAUAGUCAUGGGUUUGCUUCUAUUCACACCCGUUGCAUUCUUGGCUUGGUUCCCAUUUGUUUCCGAGUUCCAAACUCGAAUGCUGUUCAACCAAGCUUUCAGUCGAGGUCUUCAGAUCUCCCGUAUUCUUGGUGGGCCGAGAAAAGACCGCACUUCUAGAAACAAGGAGUAAUGCAUCUCUAAGAUCUCAUCAGCGGACGUGUAUCUACAUCUCCAUACUACUUGCAUGAUCACAUCUAAGAGAAAAUAUGCUACAUUUCAAAUAGGUCUUGUCUAGAAUUUCUACUGUAGAUCAGAAAUGGUUGUUAAAUAUUAACACGCAGUAUGUAUCAGUGUGGCUAGAUACCAAGACAGUACAGAAUUAUGCCUAAUAGUGUUUUGUGUCUUGUUCGUAGGGUCUUUUGGAGCUGAUAGAGCUUUCAUGAGUUGUAAAAGUGUUAUAUUUGUUCUGUCAAAAGUUGUAAAUCCUACCACGAAGAUUAUUGAAACAUAAUGUGAAUUGCAUUUGUUAAAUUUCGUUACCAAA